Molecule: messenger RNA, 840 nt
Organism: Lacerta agilis (Sand lizard)
Lineage: Eukaryota; Metazoa; Chordata; Lepidosauria; Squamata; Lacertidae
Product: erythroblast NAD(P)(+)--arginine ADP-ribosyltransferase-like
Exons: 1
Molecular function (GO): NAD+-protein-arginine ADP-ribosyltransferase activity; NAD+ poly-ADP-ribosyltransferase activity
Source: RefSeq, a predicted model, not a curated record
UUUCUGCUUGAGGUCUCCCCUAACUCCAGCCCAAGACAAGACCGUUUUUUAGGCAACGAGUUAACGCUUGACAUGUCCCUGGAUUCCUUCGAUGACCAGUACGAGGGCUGUGAACAGACGAUGGAGAAGAUGAUUGCACGGCUAAACCAAACCGAGCUUCUCAAAAACAAAAUUUAUGCCAAAGCCUGGAAAUUAGCAGCCAACUUGAGGGAUGGUAGUAAAUGGCCCAGAAACCUCAAGCCAGAGUACGCUGCAGCAAUCUUGGCUUACACCUUUGAAGAACCCAAGUUGUAUCCUGAUUUCAACGCAGCUGUAAGAAAAGCUGGGAAAUCCAAGGAACAUUACCGGAAUAAUUUCGAUUUCAAGACCUUCCACUUUCUCCUGACCAGAGCCCUUCAGGAUCUGAGGACCUCCAGCCCCCCCUGCUACAAGGUGUUUCGUGGGGUCAGCAAUAUCCACUUCAGCGCUACUGUUAAGGAUACGGUCCGUUUUGGGCAAUUCACGUCCUCAUCACGGCAAGAGCGGAUCGCCCAUGGUUUCGCUGCAGAUCCUCAAUCGAAAGUUGGGCAGCCUGUGGCCAAAACCAUCUUUGAGAUUUACACUUGUCAUGGGGUUCUCAUCAGCGAAUUUUCGGACAUGCCCGUUGAGGACGAGGUUCUGAUCCCACCCUACGAGCAGUUCAGGGUGGUAAGUUCCAGAAAGGAUGUGGAUGGCACAACCCGCAUACAGCUCCGCUCUGCUGGAAAAUUCAGCAAAUACAACUGUGCAUAUGCAAGUGGUAAGAACCCAAGCAAUUACUCCUGGGAUCAGAGAAUAGAAAAGUUCCUUCCUUCCUUUUGA